Messenger RNA from Tauraco erythrolophus (red-crested turaco), 1690 nucleotides. The record is from RefSeq and is a predicted model, not a curated record. NCBI's taxonomy places the organism in Eukaryota, Metazoa, Chordata, Aves, Musophagiformes, Musophagidae.
UAUAAGUAUACUUACAUGGAAGAGAUGUUGGGGAACGUCGCUGGAUCACGUCAGGUGUUUGAGCGUUGGAUGGAGUGGCAGCCGGAGGAGCAAGCCUGGCAUUCCUACAUUAACUUCGAGCUGAGAUACAAGGAAGUGGACAGGGCACGUACCAUUUAUGAGAGAUUCGUGAUUGUUCAUCCUGAUGUGAAGAACUGGAUCAAGUACGCCCGCUUUGAGGAGAAGCACAGCUACUUUGCUCAUGCAAGGAAGGUGUACGAGCGGGCAGUGGAGUUCUUUGGAGAAGAGCACAUGAACGAGCACUUGUACGUGGCUUUUGCCAAAUUUGAGGAGAACCAGAAAGAAUUCGAAAGAGUAAGGGUGAUCUACAAGUACGCCUUGGAUAGAAUUCCGAAACAGGACGCCCAAAAUCUCUUCAAGAAUUACACCAUCUUCGAGAAGAAGUUUGGAGACAGAAGGGGAAUUGAAGACAUCAUUGUCAGCAAGAGGAGGUUCCAGUAUGAAGAGGAGGUGAAGGCAAACCCACACAAUUACGAUGCGUGGUUUGACUACCUGAGGCUGGUUGAGAGCGACGCAGAUGCCGAGACGGUCAGAGAAGUGUAUGAGCGAGCCAUCGCCAACGUUCCCCCCAUUCAAGAGAAGAGACACUGGAAAAGAUACAUCUAUCUUUGGAUUAACUACGCAUUGUAUGAAGAGCUGGAGGCAAAGGAUGCGGAGCGAACCAGACAAGUGUACCAGGCAUGUAUCGAGCUCCUGCCCCACAAGAAGUUUACGUUUGCCAAAAUAUGGCUGCUGUAUGCGCAGUUUGAAAUACGCCAGAAAAAUCUUCCCCUUGCCAGAAGAGCUUUGGGGACCUCCAUAGGUAAAUGUCCGAAAAACAAACUGUUCAAAGGUUAUAUCGAAUUGGAGCUACAACUGCGAGAAUUUGAUCGCUGCCGAAAGCUGUAUGAAAAAUUCCUGGAGUUUGCACCGGAGAACUGCACGUCAUGGAUUAAAUUUGCUGAACUAGAGACCAUUCUUGGCGACAUCGAUAGAGCCCGUGCAAUAUAUGAGUUGGCUAUCGGCCAGCCCCGGCUCGACAUGCCAGAGGUUCUUUGGAAAUCCUACAUUGACUUUGAAAUUGAGCAAGAAGAGUAUGAGAAAACAAGGAAUCUUUACCGCAGGCUGCUUCAGCGGACACAGCAUGUUAAGGUGUGGAUCAGCUUUGCACAGUUCGAGCUCUCUGCAAGAAGGGAGGAGAGUUUGUCAAGAUGCCGGCAGAUUUACGAGGAGGCUAAUAAGGCAAUGCGGAACUGUGAGGAGAAGGAGGAGAGAGUCAUGCUUCUGGAAUCCUGGAGAAACUUUGAAGAGGAGUUUGGAACCGACACCACUAAAGAGAGGAUAGAUAAACUUAUGCCUGAAAAAAUAAAGAAAAGGAGAAAACUGCAGGCUGAAGAUGGGUCUGAUGCUGGCUGGGAGGAAUACUAUGAUUAUAUUUUCCCAGAAGAUACUGCCAAUCAGCCUAAUCUCAAACUACUUGCUAUGGCCAAACUCUGGAAGAAACAGCAACAGGAGAGCGAAGCUGCCGAGGUGGAUCCAGACAAAGACAUUGAUGAAAGCCAGUCCUAGUUCAUUGCCUUUCCCUCUCCCUUUUCUUGGGCAUUGUACAGUAUUUUCAUUGGUGACAAAUAAAUGUAUUUGAAGAGUUUUA